Molecule: messenger RNA, 366 nt
Organism: Closterium sp. Yama58-4
Lineage: Eukaryota; Viridiplantae; Streptophyta; Zygnematophyceae; Desmidiales; Closteriaceae
Source: the annotation of a GenBank genome assembly
GUGAUCACAAACAUCACGCGCGCGGGGUGCAAGACACUGGAUGCGGCCUUUGUGCUGCGGCACGAGGACGUGCCGCGAGUGAGGGCCAUCACCCACGCGCUCACGCGUACCUGCAGCAGCACCCCCGCGUGGACUGCAGCAAGGGCCCGCCAUGGGGUACCUCAAGCAGCUCACUGGCUCGGGGCUGCAGAUUGGCGUCAUCGCUUCCAUCAAAGACAUGAGCAAGAGCAAGUUCCUACCAGUGCAGCAGGAGAUACUGGAGAGGAGCGUGGAGAUCAUUCUGGCGGAGGGCGCCCAGCUGGGGGAGAGCGCGCCCUAUGUGCCCUCCGCCCUUUCCAAUGGCAGCGCUGCCUCCUCCUAUGCCGC